Oncorhynchus keta (chum salmon) is the source of this 1033-nucleotide messenger RNA. RefSeq names its product cytochrome c oxidase subunit 7A2, mitochondrial-like. The coding region runs from base 37 to 357 and encodes 106 amino acids. Gene Ontology annotation, biological process: mitochondrial respirasome assembly; regulation of oxidative phosphorylation; mitochondrial electron transport, cytochrome c to oxygen. NCBI's taxonomy places the organism in Eukaryota, Metazoa, Chordata, Actinopteri, Salmoniformes, Salmonidae. The record is from RefSeq and is a predicted model, not a curated record. The transcript is spliced from 4 exons.
GCUUGGUUAUUCUCCAAGUUCACACUCCUGCCCAGUAUGUGGCAGUAUGCCCCCUUUCCUGACGCGUCAGUAAAUCCUCCAAAGAAACUAGCGGAAACGUGGUGUUACUGUGUCCUUGUACGACGACUGACGUGGGAAAAGAUGUACGGACACAUUCAAGCGCUCCAGCAUGUUUCGCGGCGGGCGCUGAGCAACAGCUCACGCAGGCAGUUGGAGAACAAGGUCAUACAGAAGCAGAAUCAUUUUCAGGAGGACAAUGAGAUUCCAAUUCAUUUGAAAGGGGGUGUCAGCGAUGCUAUCCUAAUACAGAACCACAAUGGCACUCACUAUUCUGGGAUCUGCGCAUGUCAUAUAUGAGCUGGUUUGUGCAGGUUUCUCCAAGAAGAAGCAGUGACUGCAGCUCCUGGGCUCACAUGUUCUACAAUACAUCCUGUUAGAUGUAAAAUGUUGUCUCCAUGUCCUCAGAGGGUUGAUUUCUCCUGUCAUAAUGGUUUCUGUUUCAUGGGAUCAAUAUUCAUUUAUUUAUUGUAACUGAGGAUGAUCAAAUAUUCCUCAUAAUGAAGUGUCAUUCGUCCUUUUUGUAUGUGUUUAAAUUUAUAUUAAGUACAGGACAAACCAUAACGAACGUUGGCUGUGUGAAGUAGAUCACCUGUUGUGUGGCGAUGAAAGGUGGCGAUUCAACAUGUAAAAUCGUCUGAAAUGGAACAGAAAAUGAUGGCAGGUGUUUUGUGGUCAGAGGUGAUGGGAUGGAUGACCUUCGUUAUGGUGUAUCCUUUAAACUAAACUGAAUAAACAAUGUUAAUUGUUUUACGUAUUGAAAUGACGUAGAACAAUGUUGAUACAACCAGUGUAUAGACCAGGGCUCAUCAACUAGAUUUGGCCACGGUCAAGUUUUUUUUCCUCUUUUUUUCUUGAGCGGGUUGUCAGGGGGCCAGAACAUUAUUAGCUGAUUUCCUGGUGUUUUUUGUGUUUUUCUUUGUCCAAUAAUGAACAUAUUUUACUCAGAAAACUUAUUAAAAACUGAUAUACAGUG